CCUUCUUCUCCUAAUUCCACAGGGAAGGAGGGAAUGGCUAAUAUGAUGGGAGAUGCUGCAAAACCAUGCUUUGCCAGACGUAAUAAAGAGCGAGGAAUUUUAAAUGAAGAGGAUUUCCAGAAGUGUGCUGUACGUCAUGAUUACCAGUUAAUGGAUGAUUAUGGAAAUGGGUACACCAACAAGAUGGACAUAGGACUUGAGAAGAAGAAGGGUGCCCCGGGUCAUUGUGGAACAAGUCCUAGAAAGGGAGCACAUGGUGCUUUGAGUAAUCCAAUUUCUUCUAAAAACAUUGUUUACAAUCAAGGGGUAAGAAUAACCGAUACCUCAAAAGACCAAAUUAAGAAAUGGGUAUCCGACAACCAUCACACUAAUUCAGACAGUUGGAGAGAGUACAGAUCUACAGCCCGGAUUCCUGUGAUUAUCAGGCCACGGAAGGAUUCUUCUCAUGAAUGUGAGAACCUAGGAAACAGAAAUGGAAGACGGCAGCUGCUGGUAGACCUAACAAGUGAAGAUAUGUCAGAUAGGAAAGGAAAUUCAGAAAUGAAGAAGCAUAGGAGGUCAAGGAGAUCACGAAGGACAAGAAAAAAAGAGAAUGAUCAAGAUGAUGAAAUAGACGGUCCAGUUAUAGAUGAGUCUCUGUUGACAGCAAAAGAAUUACUAGGACUGCAGCAGGCUGAAGAACGACUUAAACGAGACUACAUUUACAGGCUGAGGAAGCGACCACGAUGCUACCCAACAGCCAAAUAUACUUGCAAAUUAUGUGAUACUUUGAUUGAAUCUGUGGCAUUUGCUCAUAAGCAUAUAAAAGAAAAAAGACACAAGAAAAACAUAAAGGAAAAACAAGAACAACAGCUUCUGACAGCGCUACCUCCACCAGCACCUUUACAAAUUGAAGCUAUUGGGAUUGCCAUUGAGAAAGUAGUGCAAGAGUUUGGGUUAAAUAAUGAAGAUUUGGAACAAAGGCUUGGAAUUAAAACUACCAUGGAAAAUGUAUUGCAUAAGAAAUUACCAGAUUGUUCUCUAAGACUAUAUGGCUCUUCCUGUAGCAGAUUUGGUUUCAAAAACUCAGAUGUAAAUCUUGAUAUUCAGUUUCCCGCCAGUAUGUCUCAACCAGAUGUUCUCUUAAUCGUACAAGAGAGCCUGAAGAACUGUGACUCUUUUAUUGAUGUUGAUGCAGAUUUCCAUUCUAGAGUGCCUGUGGUGGUGUGCAAAGAAAAACUAAGUGGCCUUGUUUGCAGAGUAAGCGCGGGAAAUGAAAAUGCUUGUCUAACGACAAACCACUUGGCUACACUAGGGAAAUUGGAACCUCAUCUUGUGUCCCUAGUUACUGCGUUCAGACACUGGGCUAAGCUAUGUUGUGCAGAUCGUCCUGAAGAAGGCGGCUUACCGCCUUAUGUGUUUGCUCUAAUGGUUAUUUUCUUUCUGCAACAGAGGAAAGAGCCAUUCCUGCCAGUUUAUUUAGGAUCAUGGAUUGGUGGAUUUUCAUUGAACAAAUUAGUGAACUUUAAUCUAAAAGAGGUUGAGAAUGACAUUGUGGUGUGGGAACACAGUCCUGCUAUUGAUGAUCCCAGUUCUUCAAAGGAAUCUUCUAAGAGGGGCAAGGUUCCCUUAGUAUUUGAUUCAGAUCACCAAUGUUCAGUCCCAGUUGGACAACUCUGGGUUGAACUGCUUCGUUUCUAUGCCUUGGAAUUUAAUUUGGCUGAUUUAGUAAUCAGCAUACGCCUCAAAGAAAAAGUGUCUCGGGAAUCAAAGGAUUGGCCUAAAAAGCGGAUUGCUGUGGAAGAUCCUUACUCUGUGAAGAGAAAUGUGGCAAGAACCCUUAAUAGUCAACUGGUAUAUGAGUAUAUUCUUCACUGUCUACGGGCAACAUACAAGUAUUUUGCCAUGCCUCAUAAGCAGAGUACAAAAAACAACCAGAAGACACUUCUGGAAUCCCCAGCACUCCUAGAGCCCGAGGAGACUGCUUUUAAACAUGAUGUUCCUGUUACACAGAAUGAACAUAAUGAAGCAGAGAAAACUGCAAUGGGCAGUUGUACAACUGCUACCAAGACAAGUUUAUAUUUUUCUCAGGAACAAAUGUAUGAACCUUCUGAAAACUUUGAUGCUGAAAGCUUUGUGGAAGAACAGUUGGCAGAAGGUAUAAGCCAUUUACAAAUUUCUCAUGAGGACUCAGACUGCAUAAUUGAAGAAUUUAUUUCUGGAGACAACGAGGAGUUUAAACCAAGCUGUGAAGAGACAGAGAGCGGAAAUGAAGGGGAAGAAGAUGAGCAUGAAUUUCUGAAAAAAUUGCUAGAACGUGCAGGUAUUAAUCAAGGUUUGGAUGAAGACAUUGAAAGUGGAGACCUUGCAGUUCCAACUAAUGAACAUGAUGUUGAAAAUGACAGCAUUUCUGAUUUAGAAAGUUUUCAAAACACAGUUAGUUCUCUUGAUGACUUUGGCUUACAGUGCAGUGGUAUGCUAGAUGGCAAGGUUGAUGAUGAGGAGAGCACAGAAGAUACUGAUGAGCUUGAUGAGUCUCUAAUCAAGUUGGAACCACCAACUCAGGAACAAGUAUUUGAAGUGGAUAACUCAGAGGAGGAAGUAGAGGAGGAGGAGGAGGAGGAUGAAGAGGAGGAUGAAGAAAACAGUAUUGUAAACCAGAGACAUGGAAAUGCUGUCAAUACCGAAGAUGAACUGGACAACACAUACACUGGAUCUGGCCUGGAAGAGGCUCUGUCUGAAGAAGAACUGUUUAUAUCUGUUAAAUAUGAGAAUACAGAGUUCAGGAAGAGUGCAGAUGAGCUUCCAAGGGUAGAUGUGAACAAAGAAGAUAGUGCUGAAAAAGAAGUAUUUUCAGAAAGUAGCAUACCUAUAGAUCAAUGUAGCAAAUCUGAAUUCUUCUAUGAAUUUAAUAAAUCUGCUUUCACAAAAGGCAAGUCACCUACAGUUGUUUGCAGUUUGUGUAAGCGAGAAGGUCACCUAAAGAGGGAUUGUCCAGAAGACUUCAAAAAAAUUGAACUAGAUCCUUUGCCACCAUUAACCCUGAAGUUUUCCAGUACAUUGGAUCAAGUGUGCAUCCAGUGUUACAAGGAUUUUGCUCCAACUGUUCUAGAGGACCAGGCUCGUGAAUAUAUACGGCAAAAUCUUGAAAGUUUUAUCCAGCAAGAAUUUCGAGGUACUAAAUUAAAUUUGUUUGGCUCUUCAAAGAAUGGAUUUGGCUUCAAGCAAAGUGAUCUUGACAUCUGUAUGACAAUUGAUGGUCUGGAAACUGCUGAGGAACUGGAUUGCAUAAAAAUUAUUGAAGAACUUGCAAGAGUACUCAAGAAACAUUCAGGUCUAAGAAAUAUCUUGCCCAUUACAACUGCAAAAGUGCCUAUUGUUAAGUUUUUUCAUGUCCGGAGUGGUCUUGAAGUGGACAUCAGCUUAUAUAAUACCUUGGCUCUCCAUAACACAAGACUCUUAUCCUGUUAUGCAGCUAUUGAUUCCAGAGUAAAAUAUCUCUGUUAUACAAUGAAAGUAUUUACUAAGAUGUGUGACAUUGGUGAUGCAUCUAGAGGUAGCCUCUCUUCUUAUGCCUAUACUCUUAUGGUGCUCUAUUUCCUUCAGCAGAGAAGCCCACCUGUCAUUCCUGUCCUUCAGGAGAUCUACAAAGAACCAAAGAAACCUGAAAUGCUGGUUGAUGGUUGGAAUGUCUAUUUCUUUGACAGACUAGAGGAACUGCCAGCAGUUUGGCCAGACUUUGGUAAAAAUAAAGAAUCUGUUGGUGAAUUAUGGUUGGGACUGCUGCGUUUUUAUACUGAAGAAUUUGAUUUUAAAGAGCAUGUUAUUUGCAUCCGAAGAAAAAGUUUGCUGACAACAUUCAAGAAGCAGUGGACUUCAAAAUACAUAGUUAUUGAAGAUCCUUUUGAUCUGAAUCAUAAUCUUGGUGCUGGAUUAUCAAGAAAAAUGACUAACUUUAUAAUGAAGGCUUUUAUCAAUGGAAGGAGGGUAUUUGGCACCCCAGUAAGAGGAUUACCUAAAGAAUAUCCCUCAAAAAUGGAAUAUUUUUUUGAUCCUGAAGUAUUGACAGAAGGAGAACUGGCUCCAAAUGAUAGAUGCUGUAGAAUUUGUGGUAAAAUUGGACAUUUCAUGAAAGACUGUCCUAUGAGGAGGAAAUUGAGAAGACGGCAUGAUAGUGAAGAUCCUCAAAACCAAAGAUACACAGAAAACAAAGAAAAAAGAAGUAGAGAGGAAAAGGACACCACAGUUAAAAGUACAGAAAAAGAAGUUUCACUAAAGGAUGGGAAACUACAGAUAUGUAUACUUAAUAAAAACAAAUUGUGCCGUGGAACAUUGGAAACUGGAAAAGAAAAGACUCACAAGCAGCCGGUAGAGAAAUGGAAGCGACAGGAAGAGAGAGAUUUAAGAGAAAAGCGUUGUUUUAUAUGUGGAAGAGAGGGACACAUUAAAAAAGAAUGCCCACAACACAAAGGAUCUGCAGGUGUUUUGAAGUUAGAAAGUCCAUGUGGGUCCCCUUUAUCCAGUGCUGUGAAAUACUCUGGUCAACUAAAUCAGGGACUACUUCCACAGGAAGAAAAAAAGAAACAGAAAGGAAAAGUGUUCUUGAGUCCCCCGUCAGGCAGCCUUACCAGUAAAUAUAUGACUCAGGUAAAAGCUUCACAGAAGAGGCCCCAUCAAGAUUCAUGAGAAACUGAAGCAAUCUUUUAAGAUGCAAUACAGGCCGUCCAUUUCCUUAAGAAAUGUUUAUUUUCUUUAUAGCCUCUGGGUUCACAAAACAGCAGCACACUCUUCAUCAUAAGUUUAAAGAAAAACUUAUUUUAAUUAAAUUGCUACAGUUGAAAAAGCAAUGGAUUUUAAUGUUUCUUCAUAUCAUGAAUCCCUGCUCUUGCUAUAUUGGGCAUUUUAAUAGAAAACCAUGUUUGUGUUUACUACAUCAAACAUGUAGAUCAGGGAUGUCCAUAACUCAAACCACUUCUAAGUGUUUCUACAUUCAGUCUGAAAGAUUGAUUGCACUUAAAUGGUGUGCAAGCCAAAUAUAGUGUCACCUUCAAAAUAUUAUUUUUGAAGGAUAAAAGUGGUAUUUAUUAAUUGAUGAACAUUUUCCUGAUUCCUUGUGUGAAAAGUGUUUGAUAUGUCUGGACUGCUACUGCCGUAUUUGCAAAUAUUUUAAUUUGUGGGACACUAAAACAUGGACAUUUAGUGAAGUUCUAGAUAAACUCUCUGGAAAAGCAAUGCCAUUGAGUGAAUUCUUCCCUUCUGCUAUUUUAUAUAAUUGAAAUGCUGCUGUGCUUGUGUACAGAGAAAUGGAAAAGCCAGUUCCAUUUGCUGCUGCUGCUGCUGCUGCUAUGAUUCUUUUCCCCAUUGUCUACGACACUAAAGCAAAGUUCCUCUAAGGAAUCAAAAGGUGUAUUUGGCAGUUAAAAUAUCCAUCUGCUUUUUUGAAAGGAUAAAAAUGAUGAUCUAUGUGCUGGUGAAGGAGUUACUUUUGUACUUUCAUGGAGGCUUAAUGUCAGGAUUUCCUGGAGAUGGUACGGUAGACACUUUCCAUGAAAAGUAUACAGGAAAAAAAAGACCAAAAAAAGCCACUGUUAUUUAUGACAUUGAAAUAAAACAACCAAGUGGGGAAAAAAUUAAA
This is a messenger RNA of Sceloporus undulatus (fence lizard), 5614 nucleotides long. It is a transcript of the gene TUT7, whose product is annotated as terminal uridylyl transferase 7. The transcript is spliced from 28 exons. NCBI's taxonomy places the organism in Eukaryota, Metazoa, Chordata, Lepidosauria, Squamata, Phrynosomatidae. Bases 34 to 4665 code for a protein of 1543 amino acids. Gene Ontology annotation, molecular function: RNA uridylyltransferase activity; nucleic acid binding; zinc ion binding. The record is from RefSeq and is a predicted model, not a curated record.